Morus notabilis is the source of this 1459-nucleotide messenger RNA. Its product is annotated as probable protein phosphatase 2C 8. Lineage: Eukaryota; Viridiplantae; Streptophyta; Magnoliopsida; Rosales; Moraceae. Gene Ontology annotation, biological process: protein dephosphorylation. Gene Ontology annotation, molecular function: protein serine/threonine phosphatase activity. The transcript has 10 exons. The record is from RefSeq and is a predicted model, not a curated record. The coding region runs from base 81 to 1136 and encodes 351 amino acids.
CUCAUUAUUCUACUUCUUUCUCAGCAAACGAACAAGUUUGACCUUUUUCCUUCCAAAGAAGUUUGUUGUUAACGACUCAAAUGAGCGACUCAAUCGCCGAAAACAAGAGCCUGAAGGCGGGCGAUGGCGAACCAAACCCAACGCAGAAGCGCACAAUCGAUUCCAAAGUCCCUAAUUCGACUGCGAAUAAGAAGUCCAAGACCGAAAACGAUGAAAACCCAGAAGUUGUUGGCUCUGAAAAUGCUGGUUCCGAGGUUGAAAAUGAUAAACCCGUUUCGAGAGAAAUGGGUUUUGAAAUUGAAGCUGAUGCAGCUGAAGAUAAGGGCUCUAGGCAUUCUAUGGAGGACGCUUGGGUUGUGCUCUUGGACGCCGCUUUGGAUUAUCCUUCCAAAUUGAGGUGUGCACAUUUUGCAAUAUAUGAUGGACACGGAGGCCGAUUGGCUGCGGAAUAUGCCCAGAAGCAUUUACAUGCAAAUGUUCUCUCAGCUGGGUUACCACGUGAGUUGUUGGAUAUAAAAGUGGCUAAAAGAGCAAUACUUGAUGGUUUUCGGAAAACAGAUGAGUCUCUCCUUCAAGAAAGUGCUGCAGGGGGAUGGCAGGAUGGUGCUACUGCUGUAUGUGUUUGGAUAGUAGGAAAAACAGUUUUUGUAGCUAACAUAGGAGAUGCAAAGGCAGUGGUAGCACGCUCAUCUACUUCAGAAGGAUCGCAGCAUAAUCCUGACGGAGCAACCACCAUGAAAGCCAUUGUUCUGACAAGAGAACACAAAGCAAUCUAUCCCCAGGAGCGUGCUCGAAUUCAGAAGGCUGGUGGUAUAGUGAGUGCAAAUGGACGAUUACAAGGUCGCCUUGAAGUCUCUAGGGCAUUUGGAGACCGUCAGUUCAAGAAGGUGGGUGUUGUUGCUACCCCUGAUAUUCAUUCUUUUGACCUUACGGACAGAGAGCACUUUUUAAUCCUUGGUUGUGAUGGCCUCUGGGGGGUUUUUGGACCAAGUGAUGCUGUUGAUUUUGUUCACAAAUUGUUAAAGGAGGGAUUACCUGUUGCAACAGUUAGCCGCCGUCUCGUUAGGGAAGCUGUGCUUGAGCGCCGCUGUAAAGAUAACUGCACUGCAAUCCUAAUUGUUUUCAGGCACAAGUAAUUGUUAGCUUGCUGCUAGUUGUUAGAGAUGAUGAGGUUUUCAAACUCCUCGUUCCUACGUCCUGUAUUGUAUGCAUUCGUAUUUUGAAGGAUUUGUAGGUACCCCGAAAUUGUUCUGCCCUGCAAUCUAAUACUUCGGUUGGUUAGUCUCUCAGAUUUGCAGAAGACUUGAGCUGCGGUAAUACCGAGUUUGAAGCAGACAUCUUACUUUAAAUGGUAAAUCUUGAUUAAUUUGUAUGAACAUUCCAACAUUUAUGUUUUUCUUGGCUGCUUAGUGUGUAACAGUUGUUAGACUAUUAAAGUAAUUUUUUCUCUGACUGGGUA